This is a messenger RNA of Poecile atricapillus (Black-capped chickadee), 1748 nucleotides long. It is a transcript of the gene NEURL1B, whose product is annotated as neuralized E3 ubiquitin protein ligase 1B. Gene Ontology annotation, molecular function: ubiquitin protein ligase activity. Gene Ontology annotation, biological process: ubiquitin-dependent endocytosis. The record is from RefSeq and is a predicted model, not a curated record. Lineage: Eukaryota; Metazoa; Chordata; Aves; Passeriformes; Paridae. The transcript is spliced from 5 exons. Gene Ontology annotation, cellular component: early endosome. The coding region runs from base 62 to 1744 and encodes 560 amino acids.
CCGGAGCCUUCCGGAGCCUUCCCGAGCCUUCCCGAGCCGCCCGGCCCCGCUCCGUCCGCCCAUGGGCAACGCCGAGUCCGUCCCGCGCGGCGCCGCCGCCCCCGACACGAGCCACCAGACCCGCUCGGUGUCCAGCCGGCCCUACUACAGCUUGCCCAACAGCAGCCAUGAGAGACGCUCGGUGCUGGCCAUCGCGGAGCCGCCGCGCUUCCACUCGCAGGCCAAGGGCAAGAACGUGCGGCUGGACGCGCACUCGCGCAAGGCCACGCGCAGGAACAGCUUCUGCAACGGCGUCACCUUCACCAACCGGCCCAUCCACCUGUACGAGAAGGUGCGCCUCAAGCUGGUGGCCGUGCACCACGGCUGGAGCGGGGCCCUGCGCUUCGGCUUCACCAUCCACGACCCCUCGCAGAUGAGCUCCGAGGAGAUACCAAAGUACGCCUGCCCCGACCUCGUCACCCGCCCCGGCUACUGGGCCAAGGCUCUGCCGGAGAGGUUUGCGGUCAGGGACAAUAUCUUGGCCUUCUGGGUGGACCGGCACGGCAGAGUUUUCUACAGUAUUAAUGACGAGGAGCCCAUCUUGUUUCACUGUGGUAUUAAAGUUUCCGGGCCUCUCUGGGCCCUCAUAGACGUCUAUGGAAUUACCCACGAAGUGCAAAUUCUAGACAGCAUGUUUGCAGAGACCAUGACCACUGCCCGGCUCAGCACCGCCCGGCUCAGCACCUGCCUUCCCCAGAGCAACCACGACUCGGCCAACUUCAACAACAACGAGCUCGAGAACAACCAAGUGGUGGCCAAAAUCGCAAACCUAAACCUAAGCCGGGUUCCAGGACUUGGGACUGACAACCACAUCAUCCCCUGCUGCCCCAACCGGCGGCAGCACGCCCAGGGAGUGCCGGCCUUCCUGGACACCGACCUGCGGUUCCACCCCACCCGCGGCCCCGACAUCACCUUUUCCCAGGACAGGAUGGUGGCCUGCACCAACUGGCAGGAGAGCAAUAGGACUUUGGUGUUCUCUGACCGGCCUUUGCACAUCGGGGAGAGCCUCUUUGUGGAAGUAGGACACCUCGGGCUGCCGUACUACGGGGCCCUCUCGUUCGGCAUCACCUCUUGUGAUCCGAGCACUUUGCGGACAAACGAGCUCCCGGCGGAUCCGGACUUUCUCCUGGAUCGCAAGGAGUACUGGGUGGUUUACCGGGCGUUCCCGGUGCUCAACAGCGGCGACAUCCUCAGCUUCAUGGUCCUGCCCAACGGAGAGGUGCACCACGGGGUCAACGGGGCCAGCCGGGGGAUGCUCAUGUGCGUGGACACCUCGCAGUCGCUCUGGGUGUUUUUUACAAUCCACGGUGUGAUCAACCAGCUCAAAAUCCUGGGCACGGUGCAGUCCAGCCCAGUGACCGUGUCUCCCUCAGGAUCCCCCGGGGGCUCCCAGUACGACAGCGACUCGGACAUGGCCUUCAGCGUCAACAGGUCCUCAUCAGCCUCCGAGUCCUCGCUGGUGACUGCCCCCAGCUCCCCUUUGAGCCCCCCCAUCUCUCCUGUCUUCUCCCCUCCGGAGCCAUCGAGCAGCAAGAACGGGGAGUGCACCGUGUGCUUUGACAGCGAGGUGGACACGGUGAUCUACACCUGCGGACACAUGUGCCUCUGCAACACCUGUGGUCUUAAGCUGAAGAAGCAGCUCAACGCCUGCUGCCCCAUCUGCCGAAGGGUUAUCAAAGAUGUGAUUAAAAUCUACCGCCCGUAGGGGG